UGUGAGAGGGAAGAGGAGGAGGGCUGGAUGACAGAGCGAUAGACAGGAGGAAACAGGAGAAUAACGGCUUAUUAUUAUUUCAGAAUCAUGGCUUAUGCGAUGGAAUAAGGAUCGAGAUCGAGAAGAAUGCGUCAUUAAUAUCCUUCCGCAAAUUAGACACUAAUUAUAUCCAGGAUGUGAUCCCCAAAUGUUUACAAACUUUUAAGAAAAGCAUCAACUUAAAAAUCAGGACAUAAAAACUAUUCCACCAUGCACCCCUCCUCUCGUCCCUCUGUGCCCCCACGCACCCGCAGGUUUGACAAUAAGCGCACAGAGCCAAAACCAAGUCAAGGGGCUAAGAGAGAGGACAAAAAUAUGAACACAGGAUCUUCAUCCCCUCGUCGUGGCACACGGGGACCACCUGAGUCUUCCAGGUUAAAAGGCCCUGGUCAAGGUGCACGGGCCCCAGUGGUUCAGUCCAAACUGACACGGCCAGUAAGGAAUGGUGCUCACGCAAUACCAGCAGUCUCAAAACCAAAAAGUGGGCGUGCUGUAUCAAACGUAGCCCCGGCUGUGGAUCCAAAUUGCAAUGAGCCCAGCCUUCCUUGUCUGUGCUGUGAUGGCCAUUCACCUCAGGAUAGCAACAGCCUUUUUAAUCACAACCAUAACAACAAUAACACUGUAAACAUCAGGCAACAAAUGAAGAUACCGCCACCGUCUCCUCCGAAUGAGUUGCCUUUUCCAAAACAAGAAACUGAAGAUGAUAAGUGUAAGCCAGAAGUAAAACAACCUGAUGACUUACCUUUCCCAGUGGAGGAGAAAGAGGAGGAAAAUGGUAAUGUGGAUAAAAAAGAGGGCGAUGACCUAAAAAAUGAUGACUGCAGUGUAAAUGUGAUUGGCAUGGUUGAUGUGAAUGGCAAUGGCAAUUGUGAUGGGGAUGAUGAUGAAGAUGACGAUGAAGAUGAUGAUGAUACCCUUGUCCCUUCUUGCUGCAAUUGCCCAGAAUCCAUGCUGGACUUCUCUCUCACAUCUUCUACCUCAUCUUCUUCCACAUCCAUUAGUAGCUGCUCAGAUCUGGAGUGUGACUGCCCUGAUACAUUUUCAUUGUCAUCCCAGGACCAAGAGGCCCCUGAAUGCUACCCAUCUUCUUGUUCCCCACUCUCCAGCUGUCCUUCCUUUCAGUCCAGUGCCAUACCAUUGGAUCUCAACAUUUCUGCAAGAUCACCUUGCUCUUCUGAUGAAGGCUAUCCAUCAGCACCUUGCUCUCCUUCUGACUACACAGAGAGCAAGUUUUCAGAAGAAGAAAAAUGUAUUAAAGUGGAUCUUCUCCAUUUUUUAGACUCGAUAGAAGAGUUGGGUAAAAUGGAUUUGUUCUACCGCAUUGUUAGGCUGGCACAUUGGCAACUUGACGGAGAACUGAUUCUCAGAGAUAGAUUGGAUCACCAGCAGAAGCUUCAGAGGGUCAAUAAAGAAGUGAAGUUGGCUUAUUUUGUGAAACUUCAAGAAGAAGGGUUUAACUUUGGCGAUGAGGAUAUCACUGGAGUUUUGGACGAAAUGGGCAACAUUGACAUUCCUUGGAAGUUUUAUAAAAGCAACAAAUCAAGUGACUCCCAGGAAUUUUCUGAUGCGGGGGUGGAUCUGACAGCUCCUUCUGACCUUGAUGAAACAGCUUCCUCUGAUUCACUUGCUCCAUCACCAUUAGAGCCUCCUCCCCGGCCCCCAAAACCUCCAACAAGGCAUGUAAGUGUGCAGCAGGGAUCACACACUUAUGAGAACAUCAGUGGACAUACCUUCUCAGCCUCAUCCACCAAUAAUGCUACUUCUUUUUCCACAAGUGUCCCUGUUCCUUCCAUGGCAUCUUCAUCCCCAGCCUUGAAACCUCCUGCCCUUCCACCUCCACCAUCACAGCCUGUGCCCUACUUCUCUCUUAAUACAGACAGACCUGCUCUCUCCUCCCCCACACCACCCAUCCCUCCACCAAGAAGACGUCAUAAAGCCCGACUAGAGGCUCAAAGACUUGCUGAGCUUGAAAGAGAAAAGACUCCUCUAUCCCUUCCACCUCCAACGUCAAGACCUCCUCCGUUGCCACCACCACCUGCUAUGUCCUCUCCCCCAGCUAUCCCACCUCCACCAUCACUCCCACCGCCUCCAUCUUUUCAUGCUCUGGAUGUGGAAAUCCGAAAGUUGCUUGCACUAGCAGGCCUCACCCAAGCUGAAUUGCUUAAACUUAGUCCUGAAUUGGGUGUUUGUGUAGACGUAGUUGUGGAGAAUGAACAGCAGCCAAUGUCUGAUGUCUCACAAAUUGGAGAAAUCAGUGUAAACAGAGCACACAAGGAAGACAGUGUGGAUAAGCGGUUACAUUGCAGAUUGAGGGAGGAAACCAGAUUUGGGAAAGAUAUACAGAAGGUAGAAACUCUCAGUGAAAAUGAGAUUUCUAAGGACGAACAGAAAGAAGCAUACAGGACAACAUCCUUCACAGAAAUGGCAAGACGGCGAAAGAGAAAUGGUGGAAACUGUAACCAAAACUGCAGCUGUGGUAUUGGAUCUCCCAACUCAUAUUACAGCACUGAUCUUAGCAAUACAAGCAUCCCAAAUGUGAGCUUUGGAAGUUUUGAUUAUACUUCAGUGAUUUCAGACACUCCACCUCCUCCACCUCCACGACCAUUACCCCCUUGCCCACCAGUUAUUUCCAAUCCUCCUGAACUUCCCCCUCUCAAGCCAUGCACUCUACCUGCCAAUGCAUCUCGACCUGAUAGAUUUGAUUGGCUAAUAGCCUUUACCCCAGAUGCUGAGCCACCACCUCCUGAUAUGCGAAAACCAUCCAAUGAUGGCAUGUUGCAAAAAGGAUCAUUUUCAGGCCCAAAAGUCACCACCUUUAAAGAACUACGCAAUAGAAGCAAACAGAGCUCCCCACCAGCUCCUAUUCAACCAGAACCUGAUCCAACAGUCAUCACCCCAGACCCUGAUUUCUUGUACAACCUCAAAUGGAGAAGAGAGAAGACAGAUGGAGAUGGCUGGGAAUAUACUUCCCAAGCACAAGCCUCUUUUCUUCAGCCACCGCCAACUCCUGCCUCAUUGUCCCUCUUUAGGGAAAUGUGCCGCCUGAAUAUACAAGAUGAUUGCCGAGCCGAUCCCAAAGUCUCCCAACACAUUGGCUCAUCAGUAAGUGAAGGCAGCCUUAGAACUAUUUGUGGUGAUAAAGCUGCUCACACCAAAAAGAUUCAAAACGAAGAUGACCUGGAAGUCAGGGGAAUGGCAGAUGGAGCGUGGACUUUGGAGUCCAGGACAACAGUGUCCUCACCACCCCUGUCCCUUUCCUUGACCUCACCUUAUUACCUGCACUCUGCUUCUCUGUCACAAGCCUCCCAGUUUUAUCAUGCUGACACUACCAGUGAUCACGCCAUGUCCCAUUAUGAGGGUUCCGUAAACAUCUCGAAUCCCUUAUGCAUAAAUUCCACUUUUGACUGCAGCAAACACUACUAUAGUGACUCCCUGUACUCCGCCGGCCUGGAAAACAAUACAUUUUUGUUCUGUAAACAAGAAAAUGGCCUCAACAGUAGCAUGGAUUCUCAGUAUCACCACUGUUAUCAUGCUGACAGCUUUCUAGAUUCUUUAUACGUCUGUGGGCAUGAGCCUGAUAACGCGAAAAACAGCCUCUGUCCCGUGUAUAAUAACGAAGUUGAUUCAGUCAGAAAUGACGGUUCACUCUACAGUGAUAGCAGAUACUCAGGAAACCCCCUGAAGCUGUUCACUGACCCUGAACCACCGACUGACAUUAACACACUCACUGAAGGAGACAUAACGCCUUACAAAAACAUUGACAUGCAGACUUACAUAACAAUGCGAAACCUCAAAAAUAAGCACAAUGCGAAUAAAUCCAGUUAUAAAGAAGCCGACUCGCUUUUCGAUUUGAACUCGGACCGCAUUAAUGAUUCAAAACUAACUAACAAUCCCUUUUUUGACAGCAGUGAACCCACAAAACAGGACAAACUUGUAUCUUUCCCUGCCUACUACCUUUAUAACCCUAAAAACUGUCCCUUGCAUAAAGGCGCCCCACCACGGCUGUCCCCCGUAGGUGCGAUCUCUCCUCCCCACAGGUCCGGGCCUCCAGUUCCUGGCACAGAUGUUGCCCGUCUCUGUUCACCCCUUUUCCCUCGCAGUCACACCAUUCCCGCCCUCGCUGCUCCCCUUUAUUACCCUUAUCUGUACACCCCCCCUGUUGAACCCCCUGUGCGGGAGCCACCGGUCCCCAUACUUCACUCUCUGCAGAGUCCACCACCGCUCACUUUCACUGUCCGCAGCUUCUCUUUUGCCGGCUCUGAGCAGAAGAAUGGGGCCUGGAUGGGAGAGGAUGUGAGGUCCUCAAUGAGUGCUGAAGGGCUGUCUUCUGUAUGCCUGCUAGAAAAGAAAACUCUUGUCAAUUCAGUCAGUGUGGCAGUGGAGGCCAUUUUGGCUCAGUUCAGUUCAUCCAGGACUGUUGUUCAGAAGUUUCACUCAGUAGAUAAGAGCCUUUCUGGAGACAGCAGUGUAAAUCCCUCUCUGGGUCGUCUGGUACUGCAGUGCCUUUGCCCAGCCCUGCGCAGCCUGCUCUGUGAUGGACUCAAGCCCCACCAGAGUGACCUCAUUGCAGGCAGAAGGCCAAAUUCACCCUGGGGUUUGGUUCAGGCCUCCACCAAGCCAGGCCCGAGCACACAGGCUUUGCACAGCCUUCAGACUAAAGUAGCAGGUCUUCAUCAGCUGAGGCAGAGCAGGCACAGGUUCAACGCCUUCCUGUUUGGCCUUCUCAAUAUCAAGCUUUUGGAUUAUUGGCUUUCACAUCUGCAGUCCUGCAGUGAUGUGUUGGAAACUUUUUAUCGGCCCACUUCCUUCAUGCGUCUGUCACUCACUUCUUGUCAGUCUCUUUUUGAGGAGCUUCUCCUCCUGCUCCAGCCUCUAUCUCUGCUGACCUUCAACCUGGACCUGCUGUUUCAGCAUCAUCAUCUAGACCCUUCCUCUCCAGCUCUCACCCCAGCCAGCCACACGUCUGACAUAUACAGCCCACCAAAUGAAGACUUCAGCUUCCACCUGUCACCCAAGGGCCUUUUCCAUGGAGGUGUCCAUCGUACUGGAAGCAUCUUAGGACAAGACCACAGUUUGAGUUUGGACACCAACCCUAAUUCAGUUUUCUCGAGUCACGUUCUUGAUGUGUCAGCAUAUCGCAAUCCAAUUUCUCUGUCAUCAGGCGUCAACAAAGAGGAAGCUGAUGCGCCAUUAUCAUGGUUUAAUGGGAAUGAGAUCUCUGCACCUCUUAAUGUUGGAAGUCUUUCCCAGCAAGCAGGCCAAGCUCUUCAGCAAGGCUGGGGGGCAGUUAUGCGCUUGGGGGAGCGUUUAGGGCAGAACUUUGGUUUAGCCACCACUACCGAGAAUGCUAAUGGUCCUAACUCACCAGAUGAUUUCAAGACAGGCUUUUCAGCAAACCCAAAAAGCCCUUUUGAAAACAGGCAGCAACCUAGAGAGGAUCUUUCCCUGUGGGAUAGUGGAGCUGCUAUUCCUUGGGGUCUCGGACGGCUCUUUGGUGCUUCUAAGAGUCCCAACAACCCACCAACCACCAGGCGCCCAUCUCAGUGGCUCUCCCCUGGUGUAUCCGUCCUUUCCCGGAUAGUAAAUCUUGGUCAGGGUUCUCUGCCUGAGAAAAGAGAGCUUCAGAGAAGCAAUGAUAAGGAGGAAGAUGAGAAUGAAAAUAUUAAUGAACCCGGAGAUCAGCCAAAGCCCCUAAGGGUGGUCAGAACUCUGUGUGAUCACGCUGGCAUUGGGGCCGAGCUGAGCUUCAGGAAGGGGGAGGAGCUUGUUCUGUUGGGGGGUGUCGACCACGACUGGAUUCGAUGUCGCCAAGGUCACCGAGAGGGCCUUGUUCCCAUUGGUUAUGCUUCACUUAUCAUGUGACUUAUCUUUAUUCUGCCUGUAUGUUUGUGUGAAGGAAUAUCAGGGGAUCACAUAUACGGAAAACAAGACCAUAUAUAGACGUAGUUAUUAGUAGCCGUGUUUAAUGUUUCUCUUUGACUCUCAUUGCCUGGUUUGUGAUGUCUGGAAUAUUUUCUGUGAUAUAUAAAUAUAUAUAUAGGAAAUAACUCACUAUGAAUUACUGUAUAAAUCUUAAAUAUAUAUAUUUAGAUUUUACAAAGAUAGAUAGACAGAUAAACAAGAAAUAGAAAUGGCUAAUACUUAGGAAUCAAGUUUAACACGAAAUAAAAUCAUUAUAUUGUAUUUAUUAUUAGGUGUUCUGCCAUAAAAAAAUAGCUUGGCCAGAAAUGCACUUAAAAGCUCACUGAAAAGUUAUAGAAGAAACUGUAUAUUCAUAAAAAGCAUUUCAUUAUACGUUUAGGUUCAAUAAACAACCAAUAUGCAUAUGCAGCUUUUUUUACAUCUGUAAAACCCCAUAAAUUUCUUGUCCUAUCAUCAGCCCAGCGAUGUGUUGUAAAGAUAAGCAUGACUUCAUUAGUACAAAGGCAUGAGUUUUGGUAACUUUGGGGCUGCAUUAGCAAAUAAAUGGAAGAUUUAUUCAAGAUAACUCUUGAUUUAUUUAUUAUACAAUUAAUAUUUUGGAUUUUUUAAAUUAUAAUCAAGCUAUUUAAUAAGGGUUUACUGAUUAAUCAAUCUAUAAACUAAUUGCUUGACAAUUUAUUCCCCCCAAAAAAUGAAUACUUCUGAAUUAUACACCAAACAAUUAAUACAUGAGUUCUUGGUGUUGCCUGAAGAUUCCUUAAUAUACACUCCUUUAUUACCUCACCUCCCAGAAAAAAGAAAGUUCUUUUUUGAAGACCGUUAUUAUUACUCUCUUAAUGUUAUUAUUGUAACUCUCAAUGGUAACAGUCAAAUAUAUUAGCGUGAUAGUGUGUAGAUGAUUCUUUUGUAUUUCUUACUGUGUGAUGGCUAAUGUGGUAAGAUCUGUAUCACCAUGAGCUUGAUAGUGACUAUGCAUAUUCUGUUCUGUACUGUUUAUGAGGCUUGUUGCUGGGGAAAACGUAUAUAUGAUUGAGAGCAUCAAUGAUUUUCUUUUGAAUGGAUGUUCUGCAUCAGUAUAAUGCUUUGUCAGGGGGUUUUCAUACUAAACCUGCAUGAAUGUGUAUGAAUGCGUGUAGCAAGUGUCAGGUAAUCAUCAAUAAAACUUUGUGAGCACGAAUACAUUCAGCUAAACUACAAAUGCUUCAUGUUAAAGAUAUAAGCCAUGAUUUUGGUGGAUGCAGAAGGAAAGGUGAUUUAAAGUGCCCCUUUUAUGCUUUUUUGGUCUCUUGAGGUGUGUUCCAAAUCGCAUAAUUAUCCACUAUUCUACGUCACUUUGUAGUAUAAGUAGUGCAUUCACACUGUAAUAAGUGCACUUAAAAUCACUGGAUGAUGCACAUUUUGAACCGAUAAAAAAAGUGUGAAAUGUUGAACAGUUCAUGCACUCAGCGGCUGCAGAUUUGCUCAUGUAGUGGAAGAGGAGGAGCUAUCUGAUGAUGAGGUCCCAUUGGUGAAUGGCUUUACUCCUGACAGGAGCUAUUUAGUAGUUUGGUAAUUUAUAUCACUACUUUCAACAACUGUUAAAAGUUGAAACGAUGCUCCAACUCAUAGCUUACACUACACUGUUGUGUAGUUCAUAGUGUAUAGUAUGUCAUUUGGGAAACAGCUUUGGUCUCUUUCAACAGGUUUACAUCCAUUCAUCCAUUCAACACUAAGCCCCACAUUUUCAAGAGCCUUCUAUUCCUGACUGGUCAAAUGACCCAGUCUGCAAUGAUUAGUCGAAUGUUUGCAGUGUGCAUAACAUAUCUGAAUUACAAUUGAUUCAAUUAUUUAUUAUAUCAAUUUGAGCCUGGGUCCUCAUCAUUUUGAGCUGCAUACAAAGUGUACUCACUUUCACUUUCAACAGCAUCCUUUUGACCUGUUGACAACAGGAAGCUAACUCUUCCAGGCCUCAGCUAACAUUACUGUGUUUAAGUAGACAUAGUUUGCAGGCUGAUAUUAGGCAAAUCUUUUAUAAACAUGCCUAGAUUUGUGCAGAACAUAAAGCUGCGAUUUAUAAAAAUUUUUUAAUUUAGGGGAUAUUGGGCUCUAUUUGAACCAUCUAGGUGCAAAAUCUAAAGCGAAUGGCACAAAAGCAUUAAGGGUGUGUCCGAAUCUACUUUUGCUAUUUUAAGGACGGAAACGUACGGCACAUGAUCUAAAAGGAUUGUGCUCAUUCUCUUAAUGAGUUAUGGGUGUGUUUUGAGCAGUCUCAUCUCCCAUUCCCUUUAAGAGUCUGUUGCGUCACGCCAUGGUGCAUUUGCUAUUUACAUGGUGGACUUUGAAAAAACUGAACGCUUCACUGGCAAGAAAACAGUAAAACAAACCAUCUGCAGUGCGAGGAUAAAGAACGAGCCUCCUCCAUUCGGCCUAUUCCUCUUUCUCUUUACUUUUACUCUUCACUUUACUCCUUUACUUUUGUGGAGUCAGGAAACGGUGUUGUACGCACUCCACUGAAGACAUUCAUUAGCCUACAUAUUUAAUUUUCUCUGUUAAGCGCGAAGAUUUGUUUCAAAACUAUUUCUAAAUUCAGUUCUAAUUUCCAGCAAAGGAACAAAUGAACAAUAUUAACGAAGUGUGGUAAAAAACUGAGUUAUAUCCAAACACACUUCUUGUUCUUAUGCUCCAUAUAGUGACACAUACGUCUCCAAAACCAAACAGGUGGACAAAUCUAAACUUGUUUUUAUUAAACAAAUAUAAAUGAGCACAUAAUAAAUACUACUACUACUACUAAUAAUAUUAUACAAAUGCAAAUUGUCAUGAAUGAACUGAAAAGAGCCCCCUGACAUGAAGAAAUGGAGACAGGGUUUUUUUUAUUUAUGUAAAAAAUAAUAUUUUUUGUAACAUUUUAAUCCUUUAGUUUUUGCAAAUGUAAAGAUAUUUGUGUAUUGCUGUACAUCCUGUGUGUAUUAAGCAAUGCGUAAGCUUUUGGACCGCAUAGGUGCAUAACCAGCGUGCUCUACGCUGGACUUUAGACCUGCUUUCAGUUGGUCAGUGGCGCAGUCCAUUUCAGUUUCUCAAAAUAGCUAUGCGCCAACAAUGCGCCAUAACGCACUUCCUUUUUAGACCAGCACACCCAUGAGUCCACAAAGUGGUGCAAAUGGAUUUGCUAUUUAAACAACGGCGCAAAACGGGAAAAUUACGGUUGCGCUGGUUGGAGAAUAGUAGCAAAUCACCCUAAACAUGUCUUGCGCCUUAUUGCGCCUGGUGUACGAUAGGGCCCAAUAACUCAUUUUAUAGUAACUUUUACAUUUUCCGACAGCUACAUUACACACUACUGAAAAGUAAUAUCUCAAAAAAAAAAACAUAAUGGGGGCCCUUUAAAUUAGUUUUCUGUAUUUGCCACUUCUGAAUGGUUAUGUGCCGUAUCCAUGUUUAUCAUACUUCAAGUUGAUAUUGUUUUCAGCACAGCUGCUAAAAAAAUAAUGAACUAUGAAUCUUGCCACAUUAACAUGUCGAUGCAACACUUUUGUUCAUAACAGCACAUUCUGGACAAUUACAUUCAAUAGCAGAAAAGCAUUUGGAUACAGUAGCAGGAAAAUCAUAAAGCACUGAGCAUUCACAUUAUUGUAUGUAUAAUGUAUGAAAGCUUAAAAUUGAAACAUAAUGUCUGGAAUUUGUGUAUUUAUGAGUGUGUCAAGGUACAGUUUGUGGCAGUUUUUAGAGUAUGAUUUAUAGAAGCCAUAUUUUAAAAAAAAAUCUAUGGUAGAACUUAGCUUUGUAAUUUAGCUUUCAAGUCCCUGUAUAAAAAAAAAAGAAAAGUAUAACCAAAUUUUAAGGUUACAGAGUUAAGCAAGCAGCAGGGGUUCAGUAGAGAGAAAACAAAAUCAUAUUUUGUGUCAUAUAGUCUUUCCUUACAGGGCAAACUGCAAUGAUGCAUGACCUUAAUAUCAUUUUAUUUGACAUUGUUGUUAUAUUAUUAUUUCAGAUUCAGUUCAUUAUAACUGUGCAUUUUAAUUGUGACAUCUGAUUAUCAUUAGUAUGUUUUUGAUGAAAGAAAUGUUGCAUUUUAAAUAUAGUGUACUUAUUGUUUGUGGUUAAUUCUACCAGUUAAUCUGCUUUUUAUCUGUUCCUCUUGUCUAUCUCUCUAUCUAUCUAUUUCUUGUGUGUGUGUGUUCUUUUGUGUGGUAAUGAGUUGCGUAGUUCUGUGUGGUAUUGCCCAUCGCUAGUAGCACACUUAAAGCAUUAUAUGUACUGUACCAACUCUUGAGUUCUGUAAUUCCCUGUGAAUCAGCUCUAUGCAUGUUGGUGUUUGUAAAUAUACUCAAUAAAACAUUAAAAGGAA
Danio aesculapii is the source of this 10282-nucleotide messenger RNA. RefSeq names its product RUN and SH3 domain containing 1 (gene rusc1). Gene Ontology annotation, molecular function: protein binding. The record is from RefSeq and is a predicted model, not a curated record. The transcript is spliced from 12 exons. NCBI's taxonomy places the organism in Eukaryota, Metazoa, Chordata, Actinopteri, Cypriniformes, Danionidae. Gene Ontology annotation, cellular component: cytoplasmic vesicle. Bases 250 to 5901 code for a protein of 1883 amino acids.